CCCUCCCCCCUUUCUCAUCUCUCCCAUCCAUUCUCUCUUCCCCUCUUCUCCAUUUUUUCUGGCAACCAACAAACCACCAUCACUGACGAGGCUUCCAGCAACUAUUCCAUGACAAGACGACCACGAUGAGACACUAAAUGGUGGUGAACUGCAGCAGCGCCAGUGAGAAAGAAAGAGGAGAGAGAGAGAGAGAGAGUAAUCGCAUAAAAAGAGACCUAACUUUCUAACAUCUUUCAGGCCGUUUUCAAUGGCCAUUUUUGGCAAUUUCAAGUGCUAUGAACUCCUAGGAUGACAAGCUUUUCAGAUGGGACCUGUGGUACUCCAUUUGGUGGCCGGAGGAAGGAGAUCCAACGAGUGAAAAAUGAGAGAGAAAAUGGGUCGCUGUGAGCUUUCCGGCUAUUUUCCAGUGAUCCAACUGUCAGAUCAGCUAUCCGAGACCACCAUUAAACUUAAAGCGAUGAAACCUUUAAGAUGGGACAAACUCCGCUUCGAUCGGAUACCGUUUGGAAAAGACGAUCAUCGGACGGUUAAGAUCACUCAGCUUUAUUUAGGUACAAUCGGAUCAAUGAUAGUUCAUUGGCACUCGAGACCGAGUUUUCAGGCUAGUUCGAGCGUCCACGAGCUGUUCCAGAAAGGGAUUGUGCCCACUGUCAAUCUUAUGGUUUUCAAAUGUUCCGGAAAAGUUUCAGGGGGUUAGAUCCAGUUAUAAAGGAGACUCUGCCAAAAUUUUAGCAAGAAUGUAGGAAAUUUUCUUGUUUCUUUAAUUAAAUUAAUUAGUUAAUUUUGUCAAUAAAUUAAUAAAGAAGUCACUAUGUCUGUAUAGGUGAUCGGUGUCAGCUAACCUUUUUCUCCAGUCGAACCAGCCACAAUCAGGCCAAUCAGUUUAUGAAUUGAAUAUUGAUUAUUUUUAUAAUUUCAAUAAAAAUUAUAUAUCAAGCA
This is a messenger RNA of Hevea brasiliensis (rubber tree), 939 nucleotides long. RefSeq lists its product as uncharacterized. Bases 362 to 697 code for a protein of 111 amino acids. The transcript has 3 exons. The record is from RefSeq and is a predicted model, not a curated record. NCBI's taxonomy places the organism in Eukaryota, Viridiplantae, Streptophyta, Magnoliopsida, Malpighiales, Euphorbiaceae.